Bipolaris zeicola 26-R-13 is the source of this 570-nucleotide messenger RNA. RefSeq lists its product as uncharacterized. The record is from RefSeq and is a predicted model, not a curated record. Bases 1 to 570 code for a protein of 189 amino acids. NCBI's taxonomy places the organism in Eukaryota, Fungi, Ascomycota, Dothideomycetes, Pleosporales, Pleosporaceae. The transcript is spliced from 2 exons.
AUGGCCGAAUCACUAGCAGCAUUCCGUGACCGCCAGUCCAAAGACCUGCAGAAAUUGGCUGAGGAGCACUUGCAGCAUGAUCUCCAACAGCAAGAUCGCGACAUACUUAAAAGUGCGGCGGGAAAGGUAACAAGAAACACAACCAUCGGGUCAGCAUUAGGCCUUGGUCUUGGCAUUUACACGGCAUUCCGUCUACGGGCAAUGCGGCUGGCUUACUUCAAAGCGUUCCGUGCCAUGGAAAAGCCUGUAGAAGUGCGUUUCGCCGACGGGCGCACCGAGAAGGUCCCCGACAUCACGGCACAAAUCAGCGGCCCGUCGCGCUGGGGCGAUGCAGCGGCUUACUUCUUCUUCUCGGUUGCUGGCUUGUUUCUUGGGGGUGAGCUAGGGCUGCUGACAGGAACAGCGAGCGCAUCAAGGGUUAUUACAAAGGAUCCAGAGAGUAGGGGGAGGAUCGAAAAGGCAUUCAAGAAUUACAGAAUCGAUGUGCUACAGAGGGAGAUUCAGGUGCUACGAGGCAAGAGUAGGUUUGAGGAGUUUUUCCGCAGUGGAGGAGCUGGGGCGGGAGAAUGA